Molecule: messenger RNA, 1161 nt
Organism: Drosophila sulfurigaster albostrigata
Lineage: Eukaryota; Metazoa; Arthropoda; Insecta; Diptera; Drosophilidae
Product: procathepsin L-like
Exons: 1
Coding region: 54-1025 (323 amino acids)
Cellular component (GO): lysosome
Molecular function (GO): cysteine-type endopeptidase activity
Source: RefSeq, a predicted model, not a curated record
CUAUAUAAUUUGUAACUUCAGUUGCUCUAGUAAAGAUCAAAUUAAUUCUAAAAAUGAAAGCAAUAAUUGGUAUUUGUCUGAUCAUUGGGCUUGCCCACGCCAAUCUGCAAGAAGAGUUUGAGUCCUUUAAACAGAUGUACAACAAAGUCUAUAAGGAUGACACCGAGCAUGAUCAGCGAAAGCUAAUCUUUAAAGACAACACAGAGUUAAUCAACCAACAUAACGAACGCCAUGCCGCUGGAGAAAAAUCCUACAAGAUGGGCGUCAAUCAAUUCUCCGACUUGCACUUCAAGGAAUUUGAGGAGCUAAUGCUCUCAAGCAUGAAUGCCAACGUGUUGGCAAAUGGUAUCACUCAAACAUUUACUUCUUCGCCGAGUGUUAAGAUACCGGAGAGCAUUGAUUGGCGUGAAAAGGGCGCUGUAACAGGUGUAAAGGACCAAGGAUCAUGUGGAUCCUGUUGGGCAUUUGCUACCAUUGGCACGCUGGAAGGACAAAACUUCAUCAAGAACCAACAGCUUGUCUCGCUAUCUGAGCAAAAUCUUGUCGAUUGCUCAAAGAAGGAUGGUGGCUGUCAGGGUGGCUGGCCAGACAAUGCCCUCAACUACAUUAAGGAUAAUGGAGGCGUCGAUACUGAAGACUCAUAUCCCUACGAGGCCAAGAAUGGCGAAUGUCGUUUCAAUGCUGAGAACAUUGGAGCCAAGGUCACAGACAUUGUCGUUGUGGCCAACGAUGAUGAGUCCGCGCUGGCAGCAGCCGUUGCAGAAAAGGGUCCCAUCUCGGUGGCCAUCGACGCAUCUCUCUUUCAGCACUAUCAAGGAGGCGUAUUCGAUGAACCAACAUGCCAGGGUGCUGUCAACCACGGCGUUGUCGUCGUUGGCUAUGGCCAUGACGAUAACGGCGGCGACUAUUGGCUGGUGAAGAACUCUUGGGCAGAGUCGUGGGGUGAAAAUGGUUAUAUCCGUAUGGCCCGCAACAAAGAUAAUCAAUGUAAAAUUGCCAGCCAUGGCGUCUUUCCCUUGGUUUAAAUCCAAUCAUUUAUUAACAAGCUUAACAAACUGAAAUCAAUAUACAUAUAUACACAUAUAUCCAUUUAUAUUAAUAAAAAUAAGCAACAUAAAGCAAUGCAUAAAUUUAUUAAUGAUCGACCACAUCCAACUACAA